AUGGAACGCGCCCUGCCCGACGGGGCCCUCAAUGUGUCUUGGGGACCAAGCACGGGAGAGGCGGCAGCUCCCGGUUUCUCCGCCGCCUGGACCGUGGUCCUCGCUGUGUUGAUGGCGCUGCUGAUCGUGGCGACCGUGGUGGGCAACGCUCUGGUCAUGCUGGCCUUCGUGGUGGACUCCAGCCUCCGCACACAGAACAACUUCUUCCUCCUCAAUUUGGCCAUCUCUGAUUUCCUAGUAGGAGCCUUUUGCAUCCCCUUGUACGUGCCCUAUGUGCUGACUGGGAAGUGGACCUUUGGGAGGAGCUUCUGCAAGUUGUGGCUGGUGGUUGACUAUCUGCUCUGCACCUCUUCGGUCUUCAACAUCGUGUUGAUCAGUUAUGACCGGUUUCUCUCUGUUACCAGGGCGGUUGCAUAUCGUGCCCAGCAAGGCAAUACCAGGAGGGCAGUACAGAAGAUGGUGUUGGUGUGGGUGCUGGCCUUUCUACUCUAUGGACCUGCCAUCUUGAGCUGGGAGUACCUCUCUGGUGGGAGCAUCAUCCCAGAGGGUGAGUGUUAUGCUGAGUUUUUCUACAACUGGUACUUCCUCAUCACAGCCUCCACACUGGAGUUCUUCACACCCUUCCUCAGUGUGACCUUUUUCAACUUGAGCAUCUAUCUGAACAUCCAGAAACGAACCCGGGACCGGCUGGAUGUGGGCCGGGAGGAGCCUGGGAGGCUCUUCAGCCAUGAGUCAGAAACAAAUCCCAAGUUCUCCCUGAAGUGCUGGGAGUGGGAGCAGAAGAUGCCUCGGGAGACCUUGAACCUUCACAAGUAUGAGGCACACCCUUCAGACAAGCCAGAUGGCGCCCGGGACUCACCCACAUCGAGCUCCAACAGUUCCACCCAUGCUCCUGAAAAGCCGAGGUCUUUGAAGAGGAGCUACAAGCCCUCGGCAUCCACCUCAUCCCUGGAGAAAAGGAUGAAAAUGAUGUCACAGAGCAUCACUCAACGCUUCCGGCUGUCCAGGGACAAGAAAGUGGCCAAGUCUUUGGCAGUGAUCGUGAGCAUCUUUGGUUUAUGCUGGGCCCCCUACACCCUCCUAAUGAUCAUUCGGGCUGCCUGCCACGGCCGCUGCAUUCCUGAUUACUGGUAUGAAACAUCCUUCUGGCUGCUCUGGGUCAACUCUGCAGUGAACCCCAUCCUUUAUCCUCUGUGCCACUACAGUUUCCGCAGAGCCUUCAUGAAACUUCUCUGCCCCAAGAAAUUAAAAAUCCAGCCCCACAAUUCCCUGGAGCAUGGCUGGAAAUGAUUCCAAACUGGGGAAAGGUGGGGGAAAAUAGGGAGUGGUAAUGCUACCAGCACUGGAGUAAGGGGUCCCUUUGUAGCUGGUUAGCCCUUGCAGAGGUCAGGAAAGAUGGACUACUUUCUUGUGGGGAAGGGGCAGGCUGCCAUUAUGGUUCCUUUAGCAGCUCUUCAGUGCUGCAUCCCCAAGUCUCUGUGGGAUGGUGUGGCUUUUUGUUUUGCAUGCCCCAUUUUGGUCCAUCAAAGGUUGGCCUUUGAGUCUGGUGCCAGCCAUAAAGGCUUCACACUGUCAAGAGCUGGCCCAUGGGUUCUUAUAGUCUGAGUUUAAAACAGCUGCUCCCAGGAGCGCAAAGAAGAGAUGGAGAUGGCUGGGGUUAUUCUAGUACAGAUACUCUGGGUCUCAUUGGUGUUAUUAAGCUGUCUCUCUCUUUUUAAGGUUUAUCAGGUUGGGUUUUUUUGAGUGCUGUGUGUAUGUGUGUGUGUGUGUGUAUGCGUAUGUGUGUGGGGGGGUGUGGGGGAGGCGUGCGCGCGUGUGUUUUCAUGAUCAAACAUUCUGUCCUCCCCUAGACUUCUCUGCCUUUUUUUUCCCAAUAGCCAGCCAGCCCCUGCUGGGCUGGACUUACUCUUUCUAUAUGCUGCCACCAUAGGCACCAGCUUUAGUCUAGCCCCAUAGACCCCUCCCUCUUGCUCUCUCCACCAGGAAAUUCUUAAGAAAGCAGAUCAUGGCAAAUGACCUAAAAGAAACCUCAUUCUAUUGCUUCUGCUGUAUUUUUCAUUCUGGAUAUUUUAGGAAAAAGAAAAAAAUAUAUGUGAAAUUCAACCUUCUUUCACUAUUUAAUGAAGGAUAACAAAAAAAAAUCAAAGGAACUCAGUGCUCAUGAAGCCUGCUGGAUUGGCAGCCAUGGACUCCCACGUCCUCUUUUCUCUGUGCUGUUGACAUUGUCUGAGCUGUGGCAGCUUUGAGCUACUUCUACCCCAUUCCACCAAUGAGCCGAAGGCCCAUUCUAGAGAAACUAAACACUCUAAGAGCAAUAAGACAUUCUGGAGGACUAGAGAGUCUCAGAAGAACUGGAGACUAUUUGAGGAAUGCUCUGUCUCCAUCAGCUGCUCAACCACUGGUUCCUUAGCUGGACUUACUCUGCAGUCCAGUGGAAGGCAAUCAGAUUUCAGCAGCGAUGCUGCAUUUGUUAUGUUCUGGGCACUAUGGCUGAUAGAAACAAUAGAACUAGUGACAUCAGUCCAUCUUACUGAGGCCACCGGAUGGCCUCUUUUCACAGUUCAGUUCCAAGUUAAGAUGGGAGAUGGGAGUUAAUUUGAGGUGUGGCUAUCUAUGAUGAUUUAACUCCAUCAGGCUUCAAUGAGACUGAGCAUCACUCAAUCCAUCAGCAAACAUUGACUGUGCUUGCCACAGUGGAGGAGGUCAAGAGAUAUAAGAUGCCAUCCCUGUGCUCAAGGAAUUUGCAGUCUGGAAAAUUUACAGUCUAGGGAGAAAAGGCAUGAAAUAUCAACACACCACAUGGUGACAGUGAAGGGCACAGGAGAAAACCGCCGUGAUUUCUUGAAAAACAACACAGUUCCUAGGUGAGCAUGGUUAACUUAGUUUCACCUAUAAGGAAGGAAGAACAGCUAGACUCAAAGCACAUAUAGUCAUUUGACAAGUCUUUACUGAGCCAGCCACGUGCUCUUCAGUGUGAAGGGUCUGACACAGCAAGAGGAAGAGACAUGGUACCUUCCUCAUUGGGAGCUUUGUCUAUUUUGGGAGACAAGGAUGGUUAGAGAACAAGACAGACCAGAAAGUGAUCAAACUCAAGUGACAUGCAAUGGGAUUUUUGUAGGAAGCAGGACAUACCUCAUCCAAAAAAAGUAGCAUGGCCUUUGAGUCACCCUUGCAUGCACCUGAACUAGCUAUUUUGCAUGUUCCUGCUUCUGGCAAUGCUUCUGCUGCUGCUACUACUGCCAAACUGUGAAAUGUCAAUAAAGUGUAUUUUUU
This is a messenger RNA of Dromiciops gliroides (monito del monte), 3273 nucleotides long. It is a transcript of the gene HRH3, whose product is annotated as histamine receptor H3. The record is from RefSeq and is a predicted model, not a curated record. NCBI's taxonomy places the organism in Eukaryota, Metazoa, Chordata, Mammalia, Microbiotheria, Microbiotheriidae. Gene Ontology annotation, cellular component: membrane. The transcript is spliced from 3 exons. Gene Ontology annotation, biological process: adenylate cyclase-activating adrenergic receptor signaling pathway. Bases 1 to 1290 code for a protein of 429 amino acids. Gene Ontology annotation, molecular function: histamine receptor activity.